GAACGGAGCCGGGAGGCCUUUAGUCAUCAUCAGUCGUACCGGAAACCUCCACCCCCUCCAGCGUUCUCUAUCCUCUAUUCAACAUUUUCUUGCUUUUGUGCUCGUGACGUACCCCGUGGCUCACCGCUAGUGGUGCUCUUAUCCAGGAUUAUGGAGUCCACAGAGGAGCAGCAGCCGGUGGUUCGUAUGCGUGGUCGACCGCUCAACGACACCAACGGCGCACAGACAGCUGUUCAACGAGGCCUUGAGGCGCUUCAAGAAGGCUCUGAAGACGUUGAUGAAAUCCGCAAACUUGACUCCCAACUGGAUCAUCUAAACGACUACAUGUCCAAAAUGGAGGAACGACUAAAGUUACAUAAUGAGAAGCUUAUGGAGACGCUUCGACAACAAAAAGAGGAGCGCGAGAAACGUCGGCGCAGCUUUCAUGAGCGUAUGACUCAGAAUCAAGCGGAAGACACGGCUUUCCAGCAGCAGAUGGCGUCCAUUUUGAACCGUGUCGACUCGGUUCGUAAUAGGCAGUCGAUUUUUGAUAUUGUGAACAAUAUGGACAUUCCAAAGGUGAAUAAUGUAUAA
Messenger RNA from Ostertagia ostertagi, 573 nucleotides. The record is from the annotation of a GenBank genome assembly. NCBI's taxonomy places the organism in Eukaryota, Metazoa, Nematoda, Chromadorea, Rhabditida, Trichostrongylidae.